UCGCUAAAUUCUUCAACCCUACUCCAUUCCGUAUCCAGCAUUUCAAAGAAAUCACAAAACCAGCUCGUGCAACCUCUGCUCGACGGUGCUGACCUACACCAAACCCGCGUUACAUAACAGGCAACAAGGCGGCAAACCCAGUCACAGGACAAAGUCAACGAUUUAUCUACUAGCACUACUUUGAGAGGUUUUUCGCAGUGCCGUUCUUCGAAUUGCACUCAGAUCAAAGCCGCUUUGCUGCCCUCGCGCGGAGAAUUCAAUGUUAAGCGACGAAAGUUGCUCAGUGCACUGCACUACUGCAUGCUACUCUCGGGACGUAGUUUUGUCCUACCUAAAUCGUUGUAUUUGUUGAUAUUUCAUGUUAAUUUGGAAAAAAGCGAGAAAAUUGGACGCUCUCAUCGUUAACAUAAAUUUAAAAAUAUCCUGAAAUGAGGUCAUUUCCACUGACUACACAAGAUGAAAGUGUAUGAAGAACCGAUGAAAGGACACGCUACCAUAUAUAACAGGGCGGGUGCAGCGUGCAUGUGCAGCAUGUGAUCCAGUUUAACCUCUGGCUGCACAAAGCCGGCGCGUGGCACGUGAUGUCUGCAGCUGAUAGGGCUGAUUGACUGUGAGUGGUCGAGCAUAACGUGUCGAAAUUCGAUAAUAUGCAGCAACACGUAUGCAAACGAGGUGAUAAUAAUGCGUGAUAUAGGUCGAAAUAUGCCGAAUGAAUUUAGUUUAUUUAGGUCACAAAAAAAGUUAAAGCUAACGAUUUUUUAUGGUCUUUGAGAAUGAAACACUACGAGGACUGUAGGGGAUGUAUUUUUUUCAAGCAGCGCUUCUAAUGUUCUAAAAAUAUGUAAUCAGAAAUUUAUUCAGUGGACCAUUGCAAUCACAAAUAAAUCGUAAUUUAAUGGGGUUUCAACGUGUAUAAAGGUCUAUUGCCCGCAGGGUGAUCUUAGUUCCUCGCUAAAAGUUCUGUUGAGCAUUCUGCGCAAAUUAUGCUGCAGCACAAUCACGAUAGUCAGUUGGGAGAGUGGCCAUCGUUCUCUCAACGCCGACCACUAGAAUGGGCGUUCACCAUUGAUAGAAUGUCAAAAGUACAUGAGAACAUGGAUUUCUAUAAAGUACGAAAGCCAAUGCUGGACCAAAUGAAUCAAUCAUGAAUGUUUAACUAUUGAGUCUGGACUGUAAUUUGCACUUGUACCCUGAACUAUCCUCCGCACCUCCGCGAUGUAAUUUGAUUUACAAGUCUGAGUAUCCAUUAAGUUGAGAACAUUUAACUCUGAGAGCGAAUUGAACUGGUGUUCGUCAAGACACUAUGUACGAUAGACAAACGCUGGUUUGGCUCAAGCUUUGGGCAGCGCCCCGUUCUUACUCAAGUUAUGAAUAUGUACACGUGCAUUACUCAUACAGCAUGAUCCAGUACACGUUUUUCAAAAGUUCACCCAUUGCACCUCGGUUUUCGCUGAUCUCAACGACCGUAGUGCGUGAGUGUGACUUCUAAAGAAGAAUGAUAAACCUUGUUUCUCGCUCUCGCAUUUUGGCUACAUUCGGAAAAUUCUACAACGAAGGGCGAGACUAAAUCUCUCAAUUGCUGUGGGAUUACUAUGCAUCGUCUAAGAAGAAUAAAGCUUAGUAUAAAUAGGACUGUUCUCGAAUGAAAAGGUAUCACAAUCAUUUUAGCAUCGUGACCAACACCUCAUUCGGAUUACAAAAUGGCUUUCAAAUUCGCAGUUUUCGCCGCCGUCGUGGCCGUUGCCAACGCCGUCGCCAUCGGAUACCCAGCUGCCCACGUUGGAUACCCAGGUGCCUACCCCGGAGCUUACCCAGCUCUUGGAGUGGCCAAGGUUGCCGCCCCAAUUGCCCACGUCGGAUAUGGAGCUGCCUAUCCGGCCAUUGCCAAGGUUGCCGCCCCGGUUGUGGCCAAGGCCGUCGAUGACUACGACCCCAACCCACAGUACAGCUACAGCUACCACAUUGCCGAUGCCCUGACCGGAGACAACAAGGAACAGCAGGAGUCCCGCUCCGGAGAUGUUGUGACCGGAUCUUACUCCCUGGUUGAGCCCGAUGGCACCCGUCGCGUCGUUGAGUACACCGCUGAUCCCGUCAACGGAUUCAACGCCGUUGUUCACCGUGAACCAGCUGUCGUCAAGGCCGUUGCCCCAGUUGCCAAGAUCGCCGCCUACCCAGCCGUCGCCAAGGUCGGAUACCCAGGUGCCUACCCAGCUGCCUACCCCGCUGCCCAUCUGGGAUACCCAGCCCUCGGUUAAACAACCCAACCUCUAAUCGACCCCUGGAAAAUUCUCAGUUCUUCUUUAAAAACUUCUCAGCAAAGUCAUUAGUCUAAACUUUAUUUAUUUAUUCUACUUCUCUACGCUAUUCUACAACUUAUUCUUCCCUGCAUCUUGCAAAGACUUUUUUAUCAUUUCUCUACCAGAGCUACGAAUGUGAGUCCUCUAGUUAUUCCAAGCUCAAUUAAAACGUGUGUACAAAAAGUAUAACUUUGUAAAUACAAGCCAUCUUACUAUUAACGAAGUAGCGUGCGAUGAGAUUUAAAAAUCUCUUUCCUUGACUGUGUGUGACUUAAACAGAGUGUAAAUUAUACUAGUGUUAAAGAAAUGAUGCAACGGCAUCGUGUACAAAAAUAAAUGCAAUUUCUAUAAAGGA
Culex pipiens pallens (northern house mosquito) is the source of this 2652-nucleotide messenger RNA. RefSeq names its product larval cuticle protein A2B-like. The transcript has 3 exons. Lineage: Eukaryota; Metazoa; Arthropoda; Insecta; Diptera; Culicidae. The coding region runs from base 1701 to 2255 and encodes 184 amino acids. The record is from RefSeq and is a predicted model, not a curated record. Gene Ontology annotation, cellular component: extracellular matrix.